AUACAUUUUAUAAAUAAAAAUGGGUAUUUGAGACGAGAGCGUCUUGAAUAUCCGACGUUUUUAUUUUAGUUUUUCCAUGGAGUUCUGAUCAGAGUGAAAAAUGGAAAAAUGUCAAGAUUUUGUGUUAGAUUCCUUUCUGGAGGAACUGGAAGUGUUUCGGUGGCGAUUGUACAUUGCAAAAGAUGAAAGUACCGAGGAACGAUCGAGUUUAUUCGAGGAGGCAUGUUCAAAACAAAUCUCCGAACUAUUCAUUGAAGAAUGUUUGAUUGCUGGUUGUGACACAAAUACGCUCAGCAAUGAGGCGAAAAUGAUGGUGAAAAAAUUGCUGCACAAAGGUGACAUGCUACCGUCGAUUCAGCGCGAUGAUGAUAAGUUUUGGGAUUUCAGUCGUCUUCGAAUGUGUAUAUUAUAUGCAAACGAACGGUUCUUCAUAAAGGGAAUUCGCUUGAUUGGACGUAAAAAUCCAGCAAAACUGAAGGAAAUCAUUGAAAAUAGCGGUGAACUGAUCAACAUAGCCGCAUCGAAUCAUCUAACCCUGACCAUUGAAACGUUGAUAUCGCUUGGUGGUAAAGUCGAAUAUGCAGCAUUUCUAUCGGCUUGUAAGACCGGAUCAUGGCAAUCGUUGGAGACGCUAUUACCACAUCUGGAUUUAGAAGAAAAUAAACUGCCCUUGCUGCGGGAGCUCUACAUUUCAGCUGCCUGUGCGGAUGAGAAACAACGUGAAAGUUUUGAAAAAUGUUACGACCUACUGUUGAACGAGAGCGAUUUCGAUGUAAGUUCCAUGGAUUCGCAUGGUCGUUCGGCCAUGUAUUACGUGUCCAAUUUACCAAAGAAAGUCGAUCAAUUCCUCGAAAUGGGCACUUACAUCGGAAUGCAAAACGGAUCCUCAACGCCGAACGUUUCGUUCAUUGCACCAGCGGCACUGGAAGCCCAUUUCAACAAUUGCAUAAAUUUCGUGCAAAGCGAAGAUAAUAAGAAGGUGACGUACAUCGAAUUCGACUACAAGAACUUGAUUGCACCGCGGAAUGGCAAUGAUGACUUGACAAUGCCGAACGAAAUGACUGCCAUUGAAUUUAUAUCGCAAUCAGUCGAUUACAAGCACCUCUUGGUGCAUCCGCUGAUCUGGAGCUUUAUAUCGUUAAAAUGGCGUCAAUUGGCAUUGAUUCGGAAUAUUGACUGUGCACUGUACGUUCUGUUCGCCCUAUCAAAUUUGUGCUAUGUUUUGGCACUUUAUGGCGACGCACCAAAAGAUAUAACGGCCAUUUUUUUCAUCCUAACCGGAAACAUGACGUUCUACGUAGCAAUACGACGAAUAGUUCACCUGCUGUUCUGCAACAAUGAGUAUCGCAAGAGUUUGAUCAAUUACUUCCAUUGCUAUCAAACGUUUCAGGUAAUUGUUUCUGUGAGUUUGGUUCACUAUCUGGAAGACAUCAACCGUGUCAUUCCGGCUAUGUGUGUGUUGCUAAUUACUUGUGAAUUGUUUGUCCUGGCUGGAUCGAUAUUUUGGACAUUUUCUCUGUACUACAUCAUGUUCUUGAGUAUUGCAUGGAGCUCAAUGAAGAGUUUAAUGGUGUACAUUGUCCUUCUUCCUUCGUUCAUUAUUUCCUACUGGCUAAUGAUAACCAACGAUAAGCCAAAGACCCAAGAAGAUACGUACAAGCAUCAAUUCUUCGAUUAUUUGCAACAAGCACUCAUGGUUCCUAAUUCUGAAGAUAAUAUUGCCGACAGCCAAUUGGAGCAUUUUAAGAUAAACUUUAUCUCUCUAAUUCGUAAUUUCGUUGGAGACGAGGACGAUCACGAAGAUCACGACAAUGUUCCCCAUUCGAUUGUUUCACUGAUGAAAGCUGUUAUCGGAUGGCAUCGGGACGUCGACGACAAAAUUGCCAGCGUCGAGUGGACCUUCCUGGGACUACUUAUAGUGCUGAUCUCGUUGCUGUCCAUUAUCAACAUGAAUUUGGUGAACAGUCUUGCUGUUACCGGUACACAGGCUAUCCAGUCCAAAUCGGAAUUGACUUGCUUGACACAGCGAGUCCUUCUGUUAGUCCAAUACGAAGAAGCACUGACUAAUCGAAGACAUUGGUUUUGGCAAUUUUUCCAGAACACAAUAGUUAUGCAACUGUUCGACUUUCUCACACAGUUCGAUGUAUUGGAAAAUGUGCGAGAGGAUAACCAUCGGAAAAUUUACAUUGGCCCGGGAAACGAGAUACUCUAUCACAUCCAAUCACAGUCAAAUAGUGCGAAAAGUGGUGACGUUGGAAUCAUAUCGAAGGUGUUGUUCAGCGCAAAGAAGGGAGAAAUGGGACCGUACACGGACGGCAACGACGACAAGUCGCAGGGAUGCGGUUCGAAACUUUGGAAGAAAUGUGCCGGCAUUUUCUUCAACAAAACGGAUCGCAUGAAUCCGCAAAUUGUGGAAAAUGCCCGUAAUGUUAUUGACCGACGAAAAGAUGACCAAAAAGAGAAGCUGGAUAUUGAUACUUGCAUACAUCGAAUUGAGAAAUUGGAAACGGCCAUUCUGAACCUGACAAAGCAUUUGAGCGGAACUGUAAAAUUAGAAAAUUGAACCAAUUAAUUUACUUAUCGAUAAUGACAAUUUCCACGAUUCUAUCGAUACAAAAUCCAAUACAGCGAAGUCACAGCAAUAAACUUUGGAUUUUCAGUGAGGAAUGUGCAUGAUUGUUGUUGCUUGCAAGGAAUGAUUUACGAUAAUUAUAUUUACAUUUAAGAUUUACUAAUAUAGGAGUGUUUACUGCCACAGGGACUAUAAGUCGAGAUAAUAACGGCAAUUACGAAAUGUUUCAAAGCAAAUGAGAAAUUUCAAUCGAAAUAAUUCAUAAACUUAUCCCAACGGAUUAUUUGUAAUGUAUCUCUCAUGACUGUAAAGCGAGCUUCUAAUCCAAUUUGCACACAAAUAUACUUCAUAAACCUACAUAAUAGUAGAUUACGUCGUUGUUUGGGACUUUUUAUUUCGCCAAGUGUGCGGGUGCCGAAGGCAAGGAUGCAGUCAUACAAUGCCCACAAAAAAAUCAAACGACGACGUAAGUGGUUUUACUUUACUAGUGAGGGAAUAUGGCCAUUCCCUCACUAGUGAAAAGUCUUUCCCUCGCCCGUAAAGUAAAACGACAUACUGUACUCGUGAAUGAAUUUGAUAUCUCGUAUUACGAUGAGUAAACGUACCUCGGGCUAACGCCCUCGGAUACUUUUACUCAUCUGGAUACGAGAUAACAAAUUCCUUCACUUGUACAGUAAUCUACUAUUAUUCACCAACAAAGUUAACUUUUGAAUAAAUUAAUUAAC
This is a messenger RNA of Bradysia coprophila, 3297 nucleotides long. Its product is annotated as transient receptor potential cation channel protein painless-like. Lineage: Eukaryota; Metazoa; Arthropoda; Insecta; Diptera; Sciaridae. Gene Ontology annotation, molecular function: transmembrane transporter activity. Gene Ontology annotation, cellular component: transmembrane transporter complex. The record is from RefSeq and is a predicted model, not a curated record. Gene Ontology annotation, biological process: monoatomic ion transmembrane transport.